This is a messenger RNA of Priapulus caudatus, 322 nucleotides long. RefSeq names its product acetolactate synthase large subunit-like. Gene Ontology annotation, biological process: L-valine biosynthetic process. The record is from RefSeq and is a predicted model, not a curated record. The annotation marks the transcript as partial. Gene Ontology annotation, molecular function: magnesium ion binding; acetolactate synthase activity; thiamine pyrophosphate binding. The transcript has a single exon. Lineage: Eukaryota; Metazoa; Priapulida; Priapulimorpha; Priapulimorphida; Priapulidae. Gene Ontology annotation, cellular component: acetolactate synthase complex.
AUGCGCUCGUACAACCCGAAUGUCAAAGGCCACCCGCGACAGAUUAAACGCGCGGUUAAUUUAUUACUCGGCGCGAAGCGGCCAAUGAUUUAUAGCGGUGGCGGCGUCAUUAUGUCGAAUGCAUCGGAGGAACUACGCCAGUUUGUACGUAAGCUUGGCUAUCCGAUCACGCAAACACUCAUGGGCCUCGGUGCUUUUCCUGGCACCGACCCGCAGUUUAUCGGCAUGCUCGGCAUGCACGGCACUUAUGAAGCCAAUAUGGCCAUGCAUGACUGCGAUGUACUCAUCGCCAUUGGUGCGCGCUUCGAUGAUCGCAUCACCG